Molecule: messenger RNA, 1782 nt
Organism: Eucalyptus grandis
Lineage: Eukaryota; Viridiplantae; Streptophyta; Magnoliopsida; Myrtales; Myrtaceae
Product: probable glycerol-3-phosphate acyltransferase 2
Exons: 2
Coding region: 22-1605 (527 amino acids)
Biological process (GO): cutin biosynthetic process
Cellular component (GO): membrane
Molecular function (GO): glycerol-3-phosphate 2-O-acyltransferase activity; phosphatase activity
Source: RefSeq, a predicted model, not a curated record
CUGAAACCACACAGCCGAAAAAUGACUGGAAAAUCAAUGGCGAAGUCUAUUUCCUCCUUCCUCACCAGAGUUCUCUUUGGAAGAACCAAAGCAACCGCCAACAUCGAUGCAAAACCGACCCAAAUGUUCGCCAAUAUUGCCAAAACAUCCCUCGAAGGCUUCUCUUCAGAAACGCUCGUCUUCGACUUCGAGGGCACGCUCCUUCGGUCCUCUUCCCUCUUCCCUUACUUCAUGCUCGUGGCCUUCGAAGCAGGAGGCUUCUUGAGAACUCUCGUGUUGCUUCUCGCAUACCCUUUCGCAUGCAUGCUCAAUCAAGAAACGAUGCUCCGCGUGAUGGUGUUCAUAUGCUUUGUUGGAGUCAGGAGAGAGAGCUUUAGGCUCGGAAGCACGGUUUUGCCCAAGUUCUUCUUGGAAGACUUGGGCCACGAGGCCUUCGAUGGCGUGAUGGGUUUCGGGCGAAGAGUGGUGUUCACAAGGUUGCCGAGGAUCACGGUGGAGGAUUUCUUGAAAGAGUGGCUGGGGGUCGACACGGUGGUGGGAGGAGAAGUAGCGGUGUUCCGAGGGCGGUUCACGGGUUUGAUGGAGAAGAACAAGGCAGGACAAGAACUGAUUCAGCUUCUUGGUGAGGGAAGAUUAAUGGGUUCUCGUGCAACUUGUGUCGGAUGCUUCAGCAAGCCAUGGCCUUUUGACUAUCACCAGCUUCUUGCUCACUGUAAGGAAGUCUACAUGGUGAGCCAAGUAGAGAAGAGGAAUUGGCAACUCCUCCCAAGAGGGAAAUAUCCAAAGCCCUUGAUCUUUCAUGAUGGCAAAUUGGCCUUCAGACCAACUCCACUUGCCACCCUCGCCAUGUUCAUGUGGCUUCCGCUUGGCCUCCCUCUCUCCAUCCUCAGAAUCAUUCUCGGCAUCCUCUUGCCUUUCUCAAUCUCAGGCCCUGUAUUGGCCAUGAUAGGCCUGAAGACCACCGUCUCAAGACCCCAAAACCCUGAUUUCGAUCCCAAUCUACUUGCCAACAGCACAAAGGGCACUCUCUAUGCAUGCAACCACAAGACCCUUUUGGACCCAAUCUUUGUCUCCCAUGCCCUCAGCAAGCCCCUCGCUGCGGCCAUCUACAGCCUGAGCCCAUUCAACGAGGUCAUCUCCCCGAUCAGGACUGUCCGCCUGGCCAGGGACCACGAGCGGGACAAACAACUUAUGCGGCAGGCCCUGACCCGCAGCGACCUCGUGGUGUGCCCCGAGGGGACCACGUGCAGGGAGCCCUACUUACUCAGGUUCAGCCCGUUGUUCACACGAGUGAGCAAGGACAUAAUCCCCGUGGCUAUCGACGUUGGGGUUAGCAUGUUCUACGGGUCCACAGCCCGCGGACCCAAAUGUUGGGAUCCGGUCUUCCAUUUCAUGAACCCAAACCCGAGCUAUACUCUCCAAUUCCUUGAGAAAUUGACGGCCUCUUGCACAUGUGAGGGUGGUGGCAAGUCCGGCGUUGAAGUUGCAAACUAUGUGCAGAGCCAGAUUGCUAGGGCUCUAGGGUUUGAGUGCACACUCCUCACAAGAAAGGACAAGUACAUGGUCCUGGCUGGGAAUGAUGGGAGAGUAAAAACCGAGAAUUGAAUGUAAGAGUUUGAAAAUCUAGUAGCCUGCUAUGACUAGUGAUAUAAGUCAUCGCAUCAAAAGGGCUCAAAAGAAACAUGAGUAAGUACAAUUAUGUUGUUACCUUUGGAAUAGAGCUGUCAAAAUGGGUUACUAACCCAUAUUUAUAAAAAUUGGUCAGCUCAAAUUUGUCAUACA